GCGGGGCGGGGGCGGGCCCGGCCGGGCGGGGGCGGGGAGCGGGGGAAGGCGGGGAGCCCGGCCGCCGGCGCUCGCUCGGGUCCGCCUCUGACUGCGGCGCGGCGGGGCGAUGUGUGAUUGCCAUGGCGAGGAGCCUCUGUCCGGGCGCCUGGCUACGGAGACCCUACCACCUCCAGGCUCGUUUCUCAUAUGUGCGGAUGAAAUAUCUCUUCUUUUCCUGGUUGGCAGUUUUUGUUGGAAGCUGGAUUAUAUAUGUGCAGUACUCCACCUAUACAGAACUAUGCAGAGGAAAGGACUGUAAGAAAAUAAUAUGUGACAAGUACAAGAAUGGAGUUAUUGAUGGGCCCGCGUGUAAUAGCCUUUGUGUAACAGAAACUCUUUACUUUGGAAAAUGCUUAUCUACCAAGCCCAGCCAUCAGAUGUAUUUAGGGAUUUGGGAUAAUCUACCAGGGGUUGUGAAAUGUCAAAUGGAACAAGCACUUCAUCUUGAUUUUGGAACUGAAUUGGAACCAAGAAAAGAAAUAGUGUUAUUUGAUAAACCAACGAGGGGAACUACUGUACAGAAAUUCAAAGAAAUGGUCUACAGUCUCUUUAAAGCAAAAUUGGGUGACCAGGGAAACCUCUCUGAACUGGUUAAUCUCAUCUUGACGGUGGCUGAUGGAGACAAAGACGGCCAGGUUUCCUUGGGAGAAGCAAAGUCAGCAUGGGCACUUCUUCAAUUAAAUGAGUUUCUUCUCAUGGUGAUACUUCAAGAUAAGGAACAUACCCCCAAAUUAAUGGGAUUCUGUGGCGAUCUCUAUGUAAUGGAAAGUGUCGAAUAUACCUCUCUUUAUGGAAUAAGCCUUCCAUGGGUCAUUGAACUUUUUAUUCCAUCUGGGUUCAGAAGAAGCAUGGAUCAGUUGUUCACACCAUCGUGGCCCAGAAAGGCUAAAAUAGCCAUAGGACUUCUCGAGUUUGUGGAAGAUGUUUUCCACGGCCCCUAUGGAAACUUCCUCAUGUGCGAUACUAGUGCCAAAAACCUCGGAUAUAAUGAUAAGUAUGAUUUGAAAAUGGUGGACAUGAGAAAAAUUGUGCCAGAGACAAACCUGAAAGAACUUAUAAAGGAUCGUCACUGUGAGUCUGAUUUGGACUGUGUCUAUGGCACAGAUUGUCGAACUAGCUGUGAUCAGAGUACAAUGAAGUGUACUUCAGAAGUGAUACAACCGAACUUGGCAAAAGCCUGUCAGUUACUCAAAGACUACCUAUUGCGUGGUGCUCCAAGUGAAAUUCGUGAAGAGUUAGAAAAGCAACUUUAUUCUUGUAUUGCUCUCAAAGUCACAGCAAAUCAAAUGGAAAUGGAACAUUCUUUGAUACUAAAUAACCUAAAAACAUUACUGUGGAAGAAAAUUUCCUACACAAAUGACUCUUAGUUCAUUUGGACAUUGUGACCAUUGUGGGAAACUUACCACUUAGGAAAGUUUAAGCAUUUUUAAAAAAUGGCUUCUGAUCAAAAUCCCUGCCAGUACAAAGCUCAUUUCCCGUUCCUAAGAAGCCAUCAUCUUAAAACACACGUCUAUUGCUGAAUGACAGGAGAUCCCCCCCAAAUGUAAUUCCUGCUUUCAGAAUUCCCGGUACAUUUCCCAGUAAAUUCACUGUGUAUCUAUUUUGACUGACUUAAAAUAAUGCUGUGAAGCCUCAUUCCAGAUAUCAACAGUGAGAUUGUUUUGUAGAUUUGUUAGCCAAAAUACCACUGCUGGAAACAUUGUUUGCAUUGAAGCUGCUGUUUAAAAUUUAUACACAAAUUUACUAAUGUCUUAGCAUGGUCAAGUUUGCACAUUAACAGAAAGAAGACUGCAAAGCAGAUAAAUUAAAAUUACUGAUUUAUAAAUAGAUGUUAAUAGUAUGUUUUGUUGUAUUAUGGCUUAAACCCAUUUUAACUCAGACAUCAUACUUUAUGUGGCUUCAGAGCCCGUUUUUUU
This is a messenger RNA of Pipistrellus kuhlii (Kuhl's pipistrelle), 1958 nucleotides long. It is a transcript of the gene DIPK1A, whose product is annotated as divergent protein kinase domain 1A. NCBI's taxonomy places the organism in Eukaryota, Metazoa, Chordata, Mammalia, Chiroptera, Vespertilionidae. The transcript is spliced from 5 exons. The record is from RefSeq and is a predicted model, not a curated record. Bases 123 to 1409 code for a protein of 428 amino acids.